CUUCAAACCUCCAUCAUCCAUUCAUUCAAAUCCAACGGCUAUGAACCAGCGAAUCCCAUCCAAGGUACUUUGCACGUAACUUUAAUUAAGGAUUUUUUACGCGAAGCCGUACCCGCAACCUCGGAGACAGAUAGAUAGAGAUAGAUGCGCCAAGUACACGAAGCAGCCAAUAAAAUUUUCCUUAAUUCUUCAAUAAAACAAUGGAGACGGAACUUAAAGACGAGAAUACGGAGCGUUCCAAGCCCUGCCCACAGAAAUCUCAACCGGAAGUGGCCCCCGACGAUGCCUCCACCAUGGAUGACCUUCCUCUCCUCAAAUCUGACUCCAACCGGAUGGCGACGGAGAAUAUCCAAGAGCUGGAGAAGAAAUUCGCUGCGUUCGUGCGCAAUGACGUCUACGGGACCAUGGGACGCGGCGAGCUGCAGUUGGCCAAGAAGGCCCUGCUAGGCUUCGCGUUGGUGACUUUGUUACCGAUUCGAGUUAUGCUUGCAAUGAUAAUAUUGUUCUUUUAUUACGCAAUUUGUAGGAUUUGCACGCUGUUCUCUGCUCCGAACCGGGACGUGGAGAAGGAGCAGGAGGAUUUCGCGCAUAUGGGAGGGUGGAGCAGGGCCGUGAUUGUGAGGUCUGGGAGGUUUCUUUCUAGAGUUAUGCUUUUCGUGUUUGGAUUUUAUUGGAUUAGGGAAACCUAUGGAAUUCUAGAGCAGCCAAAAGACAAGUCUUUUUCUCAGAAUGAGGGCAAAAAUCAAUCUGGAAAACCUGAAAGACCUGGGGCAAUAAUCUCCAAUCAUGUUUCGUAUUUGGAUAUUUUGUGUCACAUGUCUUCUUGUUUUCCAAGUUUUGUCGCCAAGAGAUCAGUGGCCAAACUUCCUCUUGUUGGUCUCAUCAGCAAGUGCCUUGGUUGUGUCUAUGUUCAAAGAGAGUUGAAGUCAUCUGACUUCAAAGGAGUUGCAGGUGUCGUGACUGAAAGAGUUAGAGAAGCUAAUCAGAAUACAUCUGCUCCAAUGAUGAUGCUUUUUCCCGAAGGCACCACUACAAAUGGAGAUUUUCUUCUUCCAUUUAAGACAGGCGCAUUCUUAGCUGGUACUCCUGUACUUCCAGUGAUUCUGAGAUAUCCUUACCAAAGAUUCAGUCCUGCAUGGGAUUCAAUUUCUGGGGUGCGCCAUGUGAUUUUUCUCCUAUGUCAAUUCAUAAAUUACAUAGAAGUCAAAAGGUUACCUGUUUACUAUCCAUCACAGGAAGAGAAGGACAACCCAAAGCUAUAUGCUUAUAAUGUCCGAUGGUUGAUGGCUCGUGAGGGUGAUUUAGUUAUGUCAGAUAUUGGACUAGCUGAGAAGCGAGUAUAUCAUGCUGCUCUCAAUGGUAAUAAUAGCCUGCCUAGUAUUUUGCAUCAGAAAGACGAUUGAUAAUUUCAUGGAAUCCAGUCUCAGUGGAGCUUCUUAGUUUCUAGUGGUAUUUCCUCUUAAAAUGACAGCCAAGACAUGGGGUGGUUCUCUCCCUAUGCUGCCAACAAAAGAUUAAGCUAAUGUGCCAUUAUUGUUUUGUACAUUCUCAUUGAAUACAUUUUUAAAUGUGAUGGUAAAGCAUCUGAUUUAAGAGCUUCCUGGGAUUUUAUCUGUUGUACAUGCACUCCCAAUGAGUUCACAAAUAUCCUCAAAACCUUUAGAUAAAACAUUGGAUGUGUAAAGCUGAAA
This is a messenger RNA of Hevea brasiliensis (rubber tree), 1691 nucleotides long. Its product is annotated as lysophospholipid acyltransferase LPEAT1-like. Gene Ontology annotation, biological process: phospholipid metabolic process. Gene Ontology annotation, cellular component: endoplasmic reticulum. Lineage: Eukaryota; Viridiplantae; Streptophyta; Magnoliopsida; Malpighiales; Euphorbiaceae. Bases 201 to 1403 code for a protein of 400 amino acids. The record is from RefSeq and is a predicted model, not a curated record. Gene Ontology annotation, molecular function: lysophosphatidylethanolamine acyltransferase activity. The transcript is spliced from 8 exons.